Molecule: messenger RNA, 442 nt
Organism: Astrephomene gubernaculifera
Lineage: Eukaryota; Viridiplantae; Chlorophyta; Chlorophyceae; Chlamydomonadales; Astrephomenaceae
Source: the annotation of a GenBank genome assembly
GGGUGGAUGAACUACGGGGAGGACUACGCAACCAAGACACUCAAGCUCAACAUCUCGUCGAUCAAGCAGCGCAUUGCCGUACUGCCCAAUGAGAUGAACGCCUACUGCCCUUGGGCGGGCCUGGCGUCCGUAGGCUGCGGAGGGACGCGCUGCUUCGUGUGGGCGAACGGCGGCGCCUCGGGCGACCUGUCCUUGUACUUCCACGAGAUGGGCCACAACCUGGGCCUUAUGCACUCCAACCGCGUUGGCAGCGAUGACGAGUACGGCGACUACACGUGUGCCAUGGGCAGUCUGUACGGCUGCUACAACGCACCUAACAAUUGGCGCAUGGGUUGGGGCUCGCCGAUACCAGGAGGCCACUUCAACAAUUCCAACAUGCCGAAAGGCACGUGGAUGCCGUACGUACUGCCCUUCCAAACCCGUGCCGUAAACUCCAGCAUCC